AUGUCAAAUUUCCAUUUAGUAGAUAACUACAAUUUACAGCAAGGAGAUAAGUUUGCAAAAGUUAGACCUUUAUUUGCGAGCCUGAAUCAAAAAUUUAUGGAACAUGGAAUUUUGACAGAUGAGGCAAUGGUUCCUUAUUUUGAGAGACACUCAUGCAAACAGUUCAUUCACGGAAAACCUGUACGAUACGGCUAUAAAUUAUGGGUUGGCCCAUCAACAAUAGGCUACGUUUACUGGGUUGAACCUUACCAAGGGUCGUCAACCAACAUUAGGAAGAAUUAUGCAGAUUUGGGGGUUGGUGCUGGUGUGGUAUUAGAGCAUUCUGAUGCACUGAGGAGAAAAUGGCCAAAUGAAACAUUUCAUUUAGUUUUCGACAAUUUUUUCACUUCUCUCCCUCUUAUGGUAUUAUUGACAGAAAAAAAUUUCUUUGCGACUGGUACUGCUAGAGAAAAUCGUUUACAAGGCGUCCAAUUCAGAGAUUCUAAAAUUAUGAAAAGGAAAAAAAGAGCUAGUUACGAUUACAACAAAAAUUUACGAUACAAACAUAAUUGCAGUAAAAUGGCAUGACAAUAAUUUAGUAACGCUCUGUUCAAAUGCCGCAGGAUUGCAACCGAUUAGCUUUGUAAAGCGAUACUCUCAAAAGGAUAAAAAAAGUAUUCAGGUAAGAAACACAAUCUGCAAGAAAAUCAAUGUUUUCAAAAAUGCUUGUGAUGUUAGGUAGAACAACCUCAUCUUGUAAAUGUAUACAACGCAAAUAUGGGCGGCGUUGAUCGUUGUGAUCAAAAUAUUGGUCUUUAUCGCAUUUCCAUCCGAGGUAAAAAGUGAUAUUUUUCAUUGAUCAGCCACUGUAUUGAUAUGGCUGUUCAUAAUUCCUGGCAACUUUAUAGAUUGCACGGAGGACAUAUGGAUCAAUUAUUAUUUAGACGGCGGCUUGUCACAGCCUUGUUACAACAAAACAAGAAACCGCCAUCUUUUUCUAGAGGACGUCCUUCGGCUAAUGAAUAUAUAGAUAUUCGUUAUGAUCGUUUAGAUCAUUUUGUGAUACCACAAGAAAAUCCAACUAGAUGUGGCUUAUGUCAUGAUAGAGCAAAAACAAGGUGCUCUAAGUGCAAUGUAGGGAUGCAUGUAAAAUGUUUUUUGUCCUUCCAUGCUAAACCUUAAUGUUCGCCUAUGUGCCUAGUGUACUAUAUUUUGUACGGCAUUUUUUACACUUUUUCCUAAAAUAAAAUUUAAAAAUAAUAAAUUUGUUUAAUAUAUGCUUCAUAUAGAAUGAAUUUGCAGAGAACAUACUUUAUUAUAAUUUAUUUGAGCUGCAGGCAUAACUGGGUUAAUAAAUACUCUUUUUAUAUUCUUUUCUAUCUGCCAACCUUUUAAUUUCUUGUGGUAACUUAUUAUAUAUUUUAGUGCAGCUGUAAUGGACAUUUUUAACCGUGAGAUGAUGGACUGGAUACAGAAGAUUUAUAUUUCUAUUUCUUGUGUUAUAGUCACUUCGUGGGUUACCGAUAAAAUUGUCAAAUUUUUUUGAAUGUGAAAAAUGUAAAGUAUUUAAAAGAUAAGUAAUUUUGUACCUAGUAUCAGAUAUGAUUCCAUAAAGUAUCUUGUAUCUGGCAUCUGAAAUACGAGCUCUGUCUCAGUGAAGUUGGCCCAACGCUCCAAAACAUGAUAUUUGUGAAUAUAUUUGAGGGCUAAUUAAAAUUGUAUGUGAAAUGAUGAUAUUUUUGGUUUCUUUUAUGGAAAUAUAACAAAACAGACGCGUUUUUAUUUCGAUGUUGUCUUUUUUGCAAGUUCUUCCUCAGUUUUUAAUACGUUUCCGCUAAUCAUAAAACACCUAGUUUGGGUAGUUGUGCCCACUUCACCGAGACAGGGCUCGUGCUUAUUUUAACAGUAUUAAAAGUACUUUGUAUAUGGUAUCUUGCACAUCACUGCAUAUCUGAGUAACUUAUAAUCGCCUCAAGGCGAAAUCGAGAUUUCAUCGAAAUCUAGCAUAUUAAAAAUAAAACAUACAAACUGCAUAUAAAUA
Acanthoscelides obtectus is the source of this 2020-nucleotide messenger RNA. The record is from the annotation of a GenBank genome assembly. Lineage: Eukaryota; Metazoa; Arthropoda; Insecta; Coleoptera; Chrysomelidae.